GGAUUGGAAAAAAGUUGUGUCAAUUACGAAGAAUAAAAAAUAUUUUAUGGAAUAAUAGAAAAAUCUUAAUAAAAUUUAACGUAAAGCAACUAAUUAAGACAUUUGCAAUUUAUUCAUUAGCAUUAUUAUUAAAUAGUUAACAUAUUUUAGAGUAUUUAGGUGGAAAUAUUGAAGCUUGGCAGUUGAAGAAAUACAUAAUAAAUAAGUACGAGUUAAAUUAAAGCAGCUCAGAGUGUGUAUUUGUUUGUGUUGUUGUGUGGAUUCAAUACAUUUCUCACCCUCUUCCUGUUUUCGUAUUGCUUUUUUUUUUUGUUAAUUGCUACUGGUGCUGCCGCUGGUUUUGGUUGCUGCUGAAGGGGCCUUGUGUUAUUUAAGCCAGGCUUGUAAUUUCUAAAAGUGGUUGUUGAUUUGAAAAUGGUCAAUGUACCACCAAUACCACCACUAUUAUGCAGUACACCACCGCCCAUUGAUUUCGGUGAAGACGACGAGGACGUCGAUGUUUUACCUCCCACUCUCGAAGGUGUGGACGAUGAUGAUUUUGGUGACUUUAGAACCGUGGAUGAUAUAAAAACAAAUGAACCUCUGCCUUCACCACGACCACCUUCGGUAUGUGAUUUACCACCUGUCAGUAUUUAUGAUGGCUUAGCAAUGCCUGAUGAAGAAGAACUAACAAAUCACACAACAUCAUCAUCGCCACCACCAAUAGAUAAUAAAAUAAGAAAUGAUUCUAACAAUACUACUAAAUCCAAACACAUAACAGAGGCAUUCAAUUUCGAUGUAAAAAAUACACACGAUGAUACUGAAAGCUCUGUGCUGGAAGAAGAAUGCAAAAAUCCACCAAUUGAAUUUAAAACAAAGGAGCAAACUGUUCAAAAUGUUUUAGAAAUAGAGUCAAAUAAAUUAGCAGCACCAAAUAGUCAGACCGAAUGUCCAGAAGAUCAGACCAUCAUUCACUCAGGCACACUCAGUACGAGUAAAAAUAUUAAAGAUUUAUCCAUUGAAACUUCAAAUGUUGAAACGAAAUAUAAAAGUAAUAAAACGAGCAUAAGCUGCAUGCAAAAUAUGGUGUCUAUUGAAGAUAUAGAAGAUGAUUUAAGUGAUGACGAGCUGUAUUCACCAAAACAACCAAAAAAUUUUGUUGAAACAGAUAAUUUGAGUGAUUACUUCAAAAUAGAAGAAGUUAAAACAACAAAUAACGCUGGAAAUGACACAAAAUUCGAUUCUAAGGAUGUAGAUGACAAAUCUUUAGAUUCUUUAGACAAUAAUAAUGAAUCUGCCUCAUUAGGAAAUGAUAAUGACAAUGAAUUUAAAUCAUUCUCCAGCAACAGUUUUAUACAAAAUAACUUUGACAUGCCGCCACCUCUGCAGGAUGAUACAAAUAGUAUUGAUGACGAUGAUUUUGGAGAUUUCGCAGAUUUUCAAGAUUUCAGUACGGCUGGAACACCUGCAGAAAUUCAAAACUUUGUAAAUAAUACAGUACCUGUCAAUGACAUAAACAACAAGCAACAUAAUAAUAACGAUUUAGAAUUUAAUGGUUUUACUGAUUUUAACAAUUAUACUACAACUAAGGAAGAAUAUACAGAUGUAAAUACUGCUGAUGGGAUUGCUGCAGUUGAGGACACAAAUGAUAUUGAGAAUAAUAAAUUUAAAGAUUCGGAGGAGGAAGAAUUUGAUCAAUUUACUUCGCAUGCUACAAAAGUAGCAGAUAAAUUGGAAGAAAAGUCCAAACAAAAUUCAUUAGAAAUAGAAAUUGCAUCUCAGGAAAUUUCACAUGAUAAUUAUAAUGACUUUAAUGAAGUAGAAACAACUGUAAAUACUUCUGAAGAUUUUGAAGAAAUUUCGCCAGUCAAUGAAAAUGUAAUGCCUAUGGAAGAAACUUCUAUAAAUAAAAAUAAUAGUUUUGGUGAAUUUAAUUCAGCAUCAGAAACUAAUGAUCAUGAUGAUGAUUUUGGUAAUUUUGCUGAAUUUCCUGAGCCUUCUCAAAAUUUGGAAAACAUAAAUGCUGCAGAAGCCUCAUAUAUUGAGGAACCAAUGGAAGUGUCCAAAGACAUUUCUAAUGAUGAUGAAGAAUUUGAUGAUUUUGCUGAUUUUGAAUCGCACGAAGUUAAACCCAAAACAGAGGAAGAAAUGGCAAAUGAAACAGCUGCAUUUUCUUCUAAAGAUGAUAACAAUGUCAUUGAGAAUGUUGAGGAGGAAGAUGAUGAUGAUGAUUUUGGUGAUUUUAAUACAGCCCAACCCAUAACACCAACUGCCGUUAGCCUAACUCUUACAAAAACUAGUCAAAAUCCAACUGCAGCAACACCCGCACUACCAUCAUCACAUAAUCUUAAUGAACGCAUAUCGAAAAUAUUACAAUUAAUGUUUACUCCGGCCAUAAACCAAGCAGAUGAUACUGCUGAUGAACCUAAAACCAAUAAAAUACAAGACAUACCCUUUACAUCCAUUGAUGCGGCAAAAGCUUUGGAAUAUCAAUGGUUAAAUUCGGAUACACGCCAUUCGUUCAUAAGAUCUCUGGGCAUAGAUUCAAGAAAUAUUCUUUUCGGAGAGAAUUGGAAUCCUUCGUUGCCACGUUUUGCAGCUAAUUUAAGUUUCAAUCCUUUAAAACCCAUGAAACCUGUACAAUCAUCAAACAGUACAGCUGAAUCUAGUUCUAUAUUAGAACCCAUUUCAAUGAAUACCUCAGAAUCUACUAAAACAUUGGAAGUGACAGGCAAUAUCAAAAAGGAGACAUUGGAGAUAGAUUGGAAGUCCUCAAGUACUGCAGAGCAAACAACUGAAGCUUUUAAAGAGAAUACCAUAACAUCAGCAGUUACAUCAACUGCAGCUACAUCUAUGCCUUACGUAUCCAAUGAGCCGCCGCCUGCAGAACCAGUAUCGUUAACAAUUUUCGAAAAUCCUCUCGACAACGAGGAGAAAUUUUCGAAAACUCCACCCAUUAGUGAAAUGGAAUCGGUAACAACAUUUUCUACAGCUCUACCAACAACCACAAUGGACAAAGAAUUACCAGCAACACAGAAUAAUGCCAACAAUCUAGAUGAUUUCACUAUGAACGAUGUUGAAGAAACCCUAAAAAAUACACUCAACAUAAGUGAAGUGGUAGUAACGUCUACAUUUACGGGAUCAUUUAAAGAAACCCAUAUUUAUACUCCACCCAAAACGAAUGACUUUGAAACCAAACACACACAGGCAACGGCGACAACCACAACUUCAACAUCACCUACCAAAGUUUCGCCCAUAGAUUUUGAUUACGAAAAGGCCGCCAUGGGUGUGAUAAUAGAUGAAACGGUGGUGAAAAAGGAAUAUAGAGAUGUGGAAUAUAAUCCACCUUUUACCAUGGAAUCUCUUAGUAAAUCUGUCCCUGCUAAGACGGACUUCGCUAAUACCAAUGCAAACGCAAACAUCUUAUGUGCAACUGAUGCAAAAAUAUCGGCCACAGAUGAUGAUCAGGAGUUUAAUGAUGAUUUUAGCGAAUUCCAAUCAGUACCCAGUGAAGUAAACCUGCCUACUGUAGCUGCUAUAGCCAAGCCCAUAGCAGUCACAAAUGCAAAACCUUUAGAAGUACCUAGAACGACAACUGUUUCACAUGGUGGCAUGAUUUUAAGUCCGGCCAUACUAAUACCUCAGGCCAUAUCUAUGGAAAAUCAGAAACCGAAAAUUGAAUGGGGCGAUUCUACAGCCACUAUUAAUCCCGAAGAAUUGGCACGCAUUGAGGAAUUAUUCCCCGAACCUAAAUCCCUUAAAUCCUCCAAUGGCUCGAAUUCAUCACAAAAAUCUACUCCUACCCACCAAGUGGCCUCUACUCCCUCCAUAAGUGCCACCGUAGCCAAUAUGGAAUUAGAGGGCAACAUUAACAACCUUAAUGAUGACGAUGAUGACUGGUCUGAUUUCGUUUCAGUAACCGUAACGAAUAAUGGCUCUGCUCAUAGAUCGGGUAGCAAUAAUAAUAAUUUGGGCAAAAGUCCAGCUGGUUCUCCGUUCAAACAAAGAUCUCCCGUUGUAAACCAUAGACUGCCACCUUCGAUACACAACAAUUCCAAUAAUGAUGACGAAUGGUCUGAGUUUGUGUCGAGUGCUCCGCCCACACAACAGCCACCGUCAUAUAGAGUUCCUCAAUUUAAUAGUGGUGCCUGGCAGAAUGCUAAUUUCUAUAAUAACCCGUUAAGCAUGUAUCACAAGGGUCCCUUUAAUGUGCCCACAGCAACAGCAUCAACACAUCCAGCUCAAAAAUCUCUUUACAAUAACAAUAAUAACUACAAUAUCUCACAACAGCCAUACCAAAUCGCUAAUAAUAUACCACCGGUUAUGCUGGGCAACAACCAACAGACGCCCAACAAUGCCUACCAGCAACAAAUACAUGUUAUGCAAAACUUCUCCACAGCACCAGUACCUACUCCUGAACGCCUUUCAGCAGCAGCGGCCGCCGCCAAAAACAAUCAAUUCCAAUCCAUAGGCUCAGCCAAAGUAGCACCCAGUAUAGCCUUAAUACCAGAUUUGGGAUUUGUGGCACCAGCCAUACCCACCCACACCUCAUUCAUCAACUCUUUGCCCAAACCAAGUAUUAAUACGAAAAAAUGACGUUUGCUCAAUCACAAUCACCAUCAAAAUCCAACUACACACAACCACCACAACAGCCAAAAUUCCCAAAUGCAAACACAGCAACAUUCCCGUUCAACAAAUCGUUUUCAAAAGACGACUGCGUUGGCAACGACCGCCAUGAUGUCGAAAAAUACUUACCGUUCCAAUAAUGCAAAUGUAUGUGUGUCUAGUUACAGUGAUGAUAUUCUAAUAUAGAACCAAAUUUAAACAAAAAAAAAAACAAAAAGAUAAAUGAUAUAAAUGAUAAUUAGUCCUUAGAUUCUCUCUCUGUGUGUGUAUACUUUUUUAACUUAAAUUUGUUUUUACUUAAGUUUAAUAUUAAAUUUUUACCAUUAAACAGCUUUAUAGUGAGAAAAUUGCUUAGACUACUCAACUUUCUCGUUAUAAUACUAUUUAAUAAGUAUUUAUAAAAAGAAGAAGAAAAAAACAAGAUCCUCCGCUAUUUAAAGAAAGUAAAUAAUAUAUAACAUACAUAUUUGUACUUAAUUGUGUUUUUGUUUUAGUUAGGUUUUGUCCUUAAAGCCUGUUUAGUCUUGUUAAAACCAAAAAAAGCAAACUAUAAAUGUUUAUUUUUGGCAUUAUUUAUUAUGUUUUUUUUAUAAUUAUUAUUCGCCUUAAAGUAAUGAGAUUGUAAAUAUUAUAAUCACCAUUUAUUUUUAAUAGUCUUUAGAAUGUUUAAAGAGAUAAUGUUUUUUUUUUUGUUUCUUUGUUUUAAUUCAACUUUCGAUUUUAUUAUAUCGUUCUUUCGGGGGCGUAAAUUUAAUAUAAAUUAUGAUUUUUAUUUGUUUUUAAACAUAUAUUAUAACCAAAACUAAUCAUCAACUAUUAUAUUAUAAAAAUGACAAAAUAAAUAGAUAAAAUAAAUAUAUUGUUAUAAUACAUUAAAAACGAAAUACAAAACGCUAAA
Molecule: messenger RNA, 5503 nt
Organism: Calliphora vicina (urban bluebottle blowfly)
Lineage: Eukaryota; Metazoa; Arthropoda; Insecta; Diptera; Calliphoridae
Gene: Afti
Product: aftiphilin
Exons: 5
Coding region: 415-4575 (1386 amino acids)
Biological process (GO): intracellular transport
Cellular component (GO): trans-Golgi network membrane; AP-1 adaptor complex
Molecular function (GO): clathrin binding
Source: RefSeq, a predicted model, not a curated record